AACAGACGCGGUGGUGAGACGGAAGUGAUGCAGGCUCGGAUGUAUAUGGUGGUGACGGUGUGCUUCAGUCUUCCUUUUCUUCCGUGGCCGCCAUUGAGAGAGGAGCGUGGUUCCUGGCGUGCCGUGAAUUUAAAUUAAAAUGGCUUGUGCCCGACCGUUGAUCUCGGUCUACUCCGAGAAAGGAGAGACCUCCGGCAAAAAUGUAGUGAUGCCUGCCGUGUUCAAGGCUCCCAUCCGCCCUGAUGUGGUCAACUUUGUGCACACCAACAUGCGCAAAAACAAGCGCCAGCCCUAUGCUGUCAGUGAACUGGCCGGUCACCAGACCAGUGCUGAGUCCUGGGGAACAGGCAGAGCUGUGGCCCGUAUUCCCAGAGUGCGUGGUGGUGGUACCCACCGCUCUGGCCAGGGUGCCUUCGGAAAUAUGUGUCGUGGUGGCCGCAUGUUUGCCCCCACCAAGACCUGGCGCCGUUGGCACCGCAGGAUCAAUGUUACCCAGAAGCGGUAUGCUAUCUGCUCUGCCCUGGCUGCCUCUGCUCUUCCUGCCCUGGUCUUGGCCAAAGGGCACAGAAUUGAGGAGAUUCCUGAGGUCCCCCUUGUUGUUGAUGACAAAGUUGAGGGAUACAAGAAGACCAAGGAGGCAGUGCUUCUGCUGAAGAAGCUUAAAGCAUGGAAUGACAUCAAGAAGGUAUAUGCUUCUCAGCGCAUGCGAGCCGGCAAGGGUAAAAUGAGAAAUCGCAGACGUAUCCAGCGCAAAGGCCCGUGUAUUAUCUACAACGAGGACAAUGGUGUCACAAGGGCUUUCAGAAAUAUCCCAGGCAUUACACUGCAGCAAGUUGGCAAACUGGACCUCCUGAGACUUGCCCCUGGUGGUCACAUUGGCCGCUUCUGCAUCUGGACAGAGAGCGCUUUCCGCAAGCUGGAUGACCUUUACGGCACCUGGCGCAAGGCUUCCACCCUCAAGGUGGACUACAACCUGCCAAUGCACAAAAUGACCAACACAGAUCUGGGCAGACUCCUGCAGAGUGAGGAAAUCCUGAAAGCACUUCGUGCUCCCAAGAGAAAGAUUCAGCGCAGAGUCCUCAAGAAGAACCCACUCAAGAACUUGAGGAUAAUGAUGAAGCUCAACCCGUACGCCAAGACUGCACGUCGUCGUGCAAUCCUUCAGCACAAGCCUGAGAUCAAGGCUAAGAUGUUGAAGCCCAAAGUGAAGAGGGUUAGGAAGACACAGAAACCAAAAGCUGCUGCUGCUCCUGCUCCCGCAACUAAGUAGACUGCUGUUCGUUAACUAAAAUCUGGCAGUGGUUUCAACCAAUAAACAUCUGAACUCA
Astyanax mexicanus (Mexican tetra) is the source of this 1328-nucleotide messenger RNA. It is a transcript of the gene rpl4, whose product is annotated as ribosomal protein L4. The transcript is spliced from 10 exons. NCBI's taxonomy places the organism in Eukaryota, Metazoa, Chordata, Actinopteri, Characiformes, Acestrorhamphidae. Gene Ontology annotation, molecular function: structural constituent of ribosome; RNA binding. Gene Ontology annotation, cellular component: ribosome; cytosolic large ribosomal subunit. Gene Ontology annotation, biological process: translation. The record is from RefSeq and is a predicted model, not a curated record. Bases 140 to 1270 code for a protein of 376 amino acids.